AGGGUGUACUUCGCCUUCCGCCCGAUUGUAGCUGAGAUAGGCACCAGCGCCCCCCGCGACCUCAAAGGGAAUAAGCGGUAGAAAUGGAUGGAUGCCCAGGUCUGAGAUAGACAUUCGUUUUCCCCCAGCGACCAAUGGGGGGAAAAGUGGCGCACUACAUUAGAAAUCUGCAAGAAAAGCUGAAGAAGAAGAAGGGACCAAUCAAAUGAGCUCCGUGGAGUAGGGGGGCGUGGUCAUUCCUGCUCUGAGCGAGACGAGGACGGGAAGGGAAGGCAAGAUGGCGGCGAACGAACACAAGGACAACAAAGCUCCAAACGCGGGAGGGAAGGGCGGCCAGCCUUUGGUCAUCGCUAGAACCCUCGCCGAAGCACAACGUCUAAAGUUGGACAGGCUCAUGCGGAACCCCGACAAACCCGCCCCCAUCCCCGACCGACACAAACAAUGGACCCCGCGGGCUCCCCCGGAGUUCGUCAGGGACGUGAUGGGCUCCAGCGCCGGCGCCGGCAGCGGCGAGUUCCACGUCUACCGCCACCUCCGGCGCCGGGAGUACCAAAGGCAAGACUUCUUGGACAAAAUGUCCUCCCGCUACAACAAAGAACAAGCUUAUCUGGACAAGGUGGAGCAGAACCGAACCGACGCCGAGGAGAGGACGGCUAAGCGGCGGAAGAAGCGCGAAAAACUCAAGCUGAAGAAGAUGAUGGCGAAGAAAGCCAAGCUGGACUCCAAAGGCGACCAAGAGGAGGCCAAGAGCAGCUCGUCGAGCAGCGAGGAGGAGGAGGAGGAGGAGAAAGAAGCCGAGGACGACGCCGAGGUUCCGAGCUUCAUCAUGGGGAAAAAGUAACACAUUGACGGGUGGAUAAAGUGUCUUGUCGGGGCGUCAUGGACAUCAACGCCUUCAAGGUACUCGUGUAAAUAUAAACUUCCAAGCGAGUUCGUCUCGUCACAAGCAACUAUUUUUGUUGGCACGAAGACUUGAUGACUUUUUGUCUACUUUUUCUUGCGCUUUAGUCAGUUUUUAAUAAAGCGUCGGAUGAGCUUUA
Nerophis ophidion (straightnose pipefish) is the source of this 1040-nucleotide messenger RNA. RefSeq names its product PRKR-interacting protein 1 homolog. NCBI's taxonomy places the organism in Eukaryota, Metazoa, Chordata, Actinopteri, Syngnathiformes, Syngnathidae. Gene Ontology annotation, molecular function: protein kinase inhibitor activity; protein kinase binding; double-stranded RNA binding. Gene Ontology annotation, biological process: negative regulation of protein kinase activity. Gene Ontology annotation, cellular component: nucleolus. The transcript has a single exon. The coding region runs from base 278 to 841 and encodes 187 amino acids. The record is from RefSeq and is a predicted model, not a curated record.